GCACGCGAUGUUGCUUGCGGGGCACGAUCUGACGCAUUGCGAAGUCGCCAAGUGCCGAAACCAUGAAGAGGAGAUCAUUAGCAGUGUGAUACGUUGUGUGGGUUGUUUGUUUCUGUGGGUGAAGGUCAGAAUUAGGGUUCCAAAGCGGAGGGAUGAAGAUGGCGGGGAGUGUGAGAGGGUGGGUCUCUUGCUGGGUCGCGCACCGGCGCUCGCUCACGCCGGCCAGUCUGAGCGUGAUCAGGCAGUGCUCGCACUCCGUCAAACCGUGGUUCGACGGGAGCGUCACGGAUUCUUCCUCAGACGCUGCGGGAGAGCAGGUUGGGAGUAGCACUGUUAACAGGCUGGAGCAGGUUUUGCAUGAGUUUCGAAUUCAGAAGGCUACGCCAGAUUGGCUUCCGUUCAUGCCUGAGCGGUCGUUCUGGAUGCCUCCGGAGGUGCCCGUGCAUGAAGAAGCCCCUCCUUCUGCUAUUCUCGAGCCUGCCACUGAGGGAGAGCUUUUCUCCAUGAUUAUGCCCAGUGGGUACCCUGCUCCGGCCCCUGUUGGAGGUCCAUUGUGAAGUCUCUUCCAGCUUUCUCCUGAUAAAAAUUUGUUCAAUGGCUUAAUGUACAGUUUCUCCUUUUUCGGAUCUGUUCGUAUAAGGCCUUGUCCUUAAUUGUAAGGAGUCUCAAUCGCUCCUGUUGCCGCGUCAUGACGUAGGGUAGACAAACGGUCUGUCGUGAAGACACGUUUCAAGGUGGUGUAAAGUAGACCAUCAUAGCUUCUUACUGUCAACAAUCUUGCUCAAAAUUGUGGUGCCUGAAGCUGGCAUCGUUCAUUGCAUCCUGUACUUACUCUGUAUAAAUUCUGAAAUUGGUCAAUAAAGCCACUUUUAUUUUCUGGCCUCC
This is a messenger RNA of Physcomitrium patens, 885 nucleotides long. RefSeq lists its product as uncharacterized. The record is from RefSeq and is a predicted model, not a curated record. Lineage: Eukaryota; Viridiplantae; Streptophyta; Bryopsida; Funariales; Funariaceae.